ACAGGAUUCCUGCCCCACCCUGCCUGACCCGGCCAUAUAAACAGCCACCCCCUCCUCCCCGUUCCCCAUCUCGUCUCAUCUCGUGUUGUUCCGAGAACACAACCAAAAUCCAAAUCCUCCUCCUCGCGAGCCUCGUCGAUCCUUCAAGAUGCAGAUCUUUGUUAAGACCCUCACUGGCAAGACCAUCACCCUCGAGGUGGAGUCCUCCGACACCAUCGACAACGUCAAGGCCAAGAUCCAGGACAAGGAGGGCAUUCCCCCGGACCAGCAGAGGCUCAUCUUCGCCGGCAAGCAGCUGGAGGAUGGCCGCACUCUUGCGGACUACAACAUCCAGAAGGAGAGCACUCUUCACCUGGUGCUCCGCUUGAGGGGUGGGAUGCAGAUCUUCGUUAAGACCCUCACAGGCAAGACCAUCACCCUUGAGGUGGAGUCUUCCGACACCAUCGACAACGUCAAGGCCAAGAUCCAGGACAAGGAGGGCAUCCCCCCGGACCAGCAGAGGCUCAUCUUUGCCGGCAAGCAGCUGGAGGAUGGCCGCACCCUUGCGGACUACAACAUCCAGAAGGAGAGCACUCUCCACCUGGUGCUCCGCCUGAGGGGUGGGAUGCAGAUUUUCGUUAAGACCCUCACAGGCAAGACCAUCACCCUUGAGGUGGAGUCCUCCGACACCAUCGACAACGUCAAGGCCAAGAUCCAGGACAAGGAGGGCAUCCCCCCGGACCAGCAGCGUCUGAUCUUUGCUGGCAAGCAGUUGGAGGAUGGGCGCACCCUUGCGGACUACAACAUUCAGAAGGAGAGCACUCUCCACCUGGUGCUCCGCCUGAGGGGUGGGAUGCAGAUCUUCGUUAAGACCCUCACAGGCAAGACCAUCACCCUCGAGGUGGAGUCCUCCGACACCAUCGAUAACGUCAAGGCCAAGAUCCAGGACAAGGAGGGCAUCCCCCCGGACCAGCAGAGGCUCAUCUUUGCUGGCAAGCAGCUUGAGGACGGCCGCACCCUUGCCGACUACAACAUCCAGAAGGAGAGCACCCUCCACCUGGUGCUUCGCCUGAGGGGUGGGAUGCAGAUCUUUGUGAAGACCUUGACUGGCAAGACCAUCACCCUCGAGGUGGAGUCCUCCGACACCAUCGACAACGUCAAGGCCAAGAUCCAGGACAAGGAGGGCAUCCCCCCGGACCAGCAGCGUCUGAUCUUUGCUGGCAAGCAGCUGGAGGAUGGCCGCACCCUUGCUGACUACAAUAUCCAGAAGGAGUCGACCCUCCAUUUGGUGCUCCGCCUCCGUGGUGGCCAGUAAAUGCAGAUCUUUGUGAAGACCCUCACCGGCAAGACCAUCACCCUUGAGGUGGAGUCUUCUGACACCAUUGACAACGUCAAGGCCAAGAUCCAGGACAAGGAGGGCAUCCCCCCGGACCAGCAGAGGCUCAUCUUUGCCGGCAAGCAGCUUGAGGACGGCCGCACCCUUGCCGACUACAACAUCCAGAAGGAGAGCACCCUCCACCUGGUGCUCCGCCUGAGGGGUGGGAUGCAGAUCUUUGUGAAGACCCUCACCGGCAAGACCAUCACCCUCGAGGUGGAGUCCUCCGACACCAUCGACAACGUCAAGGCCAAGAUCCAGGACAAGGAGGGCAUUCCCCCGGACCAGCAGAGGCUCAUCUUUGCCGGCAAGCAGCUGGAGGAUGGCCGCACUCUUGCAGACUACAACAUCCAGAAGGAGAGCACUCUCCACCUGGUGCUCCGCCUGAGGGGUGGGAUGCAGAUCUUUGUUAAGACCCUCACCGGCAAGACCAUCACCCUCGAGGUGGAGUCCUCUGACACCAUCGACAACGUCAAGGCCAAGAUCCAGGACAAGGAGGGCAUCCCCCCGGACCAGCAGAGGCUCAUCUUUGCCGGCAAGCAGCUUGAGGACGGACGCACCCUUGCUGACUACAACAUCCAGAAGGAGAGCACCCUCCACCUGGUGCUUCGCCUGAGGGGUGGGAUGCAGAUCUUUGUGAAGACCUUGACUGGCAAGACCAUCACCCUCGAGGUGGAGUCCUCCGACACCAUCGACAACGUCAAGGCCAAGAUCCAGGACAAGGAGGGCAUCCCCCCGGACCAGCAGAGGCUCAUCUUUGCUGGCAAGCAGCUUGAGGACGGCCGCACCCUUGCCGAUUACAACAUCCAGAAGGAGAGCACCCUCCACCUGGUGCUUCGCCUGAGGGGUGGGAUGCAGAUCUUUGUGAAGACCUUGACUGGCAAGACCAUCACCCUCGAGGUGGAGUCCUCCGACACCAUCGACAACGUCAAGGCCAAGAUCCAGGACAAGGAGGGCAUCCCCCCGGACCAGCAGAGGCUCAUCUUCGCUGGCAAGCAGCUGGAGGACGGCCGCACCCUUGCCGACUACAACAUCCAGAAGGAGAGCACUCUCCAUCUGGUGCUUCGUCUGAGGGGUGGGAUGCAGAUCUUUGUGAAGACCUUGACUGGCAAGACCAUCACCCUUGAGGUUGAGAGCUCCGACACCAUUGACAACGUCAAGGCCAAGAUCCAGGACAAGGAGGGCAUCCCCCCGGACCAGCAGCGUCUGAUCUUUGCAGGCAAGCAGCUGGAGGAUGGCCGCACCCUUGCUGACUACAAUAUCCAGAAGGAGUCCACCCUCCACCUGGUGCUUCGUCUCCGUGGUGGCCAGUAAUCCAUUGGUUAUCGGAGCUGCUGCUGUACCUGGGGUCUUCUGGUCUCUGCCAUGAAGGGUGUUGUCUUUUAAGUAUCUGUGUUGUUUGGCGUCAAAUUUGCGUACGGUUUCAUGAACUGGUUGUCUUGUGUACCUAAAACAGUUGUUGCGGUGCAGCAGUAUGGCUUAAACUGGAAUAAAUGAUGUUCGGACUUAAAUCUG
This is a messenger RNA of Panicum hallii, 2869 nucleotides long. Its product is annotated as polyubiquitin-A-like. The record is from RefSeq and is a predicted model, not a curated record. The transcript is spliced from 3 exons. Gene Ontology annotation, biological process: protein ubiquitination; modification-dependent protein catabolic process. Gene Ontology annotation, molecular function: ubiquitin protein ligase binding; protein tag activity. Gene Ontology annotation, cellular component: cytoplasm; nucleus. Lineage: Eukaryota; Viridiplantae; Streptophyta; Magnoliopsida; Poales; Poaceae.